AUGCUUGGUGGAGUUUCUGAAGUGGCCUUGACAUCUGAUCAACUUGGUGAUGGUGCAGACAAGGAGGAAACAUACACUAUAAAUAUACAAGAUGAGGAUAAUAUGAAAUCUAUGCAACAACCAAGAAGAAAGAGGAGUUCAACUUCAUACACUAUAAGUGCUAUGCGUGCAACAAAAACCCACCUUAUUGAUAGAAUUCAAGGACGGUAUUAUACAAACUUCGAGGCCAAUGGAGCAGAAAAUGUCAAGAGAAGGUUGAAGAGGAGGAGCCGAAUGACAAAGAAGACGUAUCAUGUAGAAGUUGAAACAAGAUGGGAAGGUGAUAUUCUCGGGAAAACUUCUGCUGGUGAGCCACUCUAUCGACAAGCCUUCGUUGGAGGAGAACUAGUUGCUGUUGGUGGUGCUGUCCUUUUAGAAGUUGCUGAAACUUCGGUCAUCUACUUUGUGGAGUACAUGUUCGAAACUUCGGAUCACUUCAAAAUGCUACAUGGAAGACAACUUCAAAAAGGAUCCGAGACUGUUCUAGGGAACGCUGCUAACGAGAGGGAACUAUUCCUAACCAAUGCAUGCAUGACUGUUCAGCUUAAGGACGUAAAAGGAAAAGUCAGUUUCGAGAUUCGGUCGAGACCAUGGGGACAUCAGUAUAGGAAAGAGAACAACGCUGCGAAUAAGCUUGACCGAGAGAGAGCACAAGAGAGAAGAGCACAAAAUUUGGAGACAGAAUAUUUCUGCAAAUGCUUAUAUUCAUCUGAGAGAGGAGGUUUCUUUAGUCUCCCACUCAAUGAUAUGGGGCUUGGUUCAGGAUUUUGCAGUUCAUGCAAGAUCAGGGAGGAGGGAGAAGAACGGAAAAGAGCCAAACUAUCAAAGAGUGGGUUUGUAUACAACGGGGUUGACUACUGCAUGGGGGAUUUCGUUUACGUAGACCCUAGGUUUAUAUAUGGACCAGAAAAAAAGGAAGAUAAGGAAAAUGUCAAGUCUAGGAAUAAAAAAGGCUCAACACCAAAAAAGGAGGAUGAGAAAAAAAUAAAGCCUGGGAGAGACACUGGCUUAAAAAAAGCCUUUGUUGUUUGUCAACUACUAGACGUAGUUGUCUCGAAAGUGCCAUCAAGAUAUGAUUUGUUUGAAGUCAACGUGAGAAGAUUCUAUAGGCCAGAGGAUAUCUCUUCAAAGAAGAGUUAUCGUUCAGACAUCCAAGAGGUGUAUUACAGUCAGAAAGCACAUCUUAUCCCUCCAGGAGGUAUAGAAGGCAAAUGUGAAGUACGGAGGAAACAUGAUAUGCCCUUACGCAAUGACUAUUUAAUAUUAGGCAAUAUCUUCUUCUGUGAACUUUUCUAUCACAAUGGUUCUCUCCAUCAGUUCUCUACCGGUAAAAAAAAAAAAAAAAAAAAAAAAAAAAAGUUCUCUACCCUUAAGGAUGACACACUUCUAAGGAAGCUAAAGGGGAAGGGAAUAGAGGGUGAAACUGAUUCUGAUGAAGUACCUAAGGAGAUGCGUCUGGCGACACUUGACAUCUUUGCUGGUUGUGGCGGCCUGUCUAAGGGAUUGGAACAGUCAGGUGUAUCUGAAACAAAGUGGGCUAUUGAGUUUGAAGAGCAAGCAGGGCAGGCAUUUAAACAAAACCAUCCUGAGUCAACGGUUUUUGUUAACAACUGCAAUGUGCUUCUUAGGGCUAUAAUGGAGAAAUGUGGAGAUGAAGAUGAGUGUCUCUCUACCACAGAGGCAAAUGAACUUGCAGCUAAACUUGAUGAGGAACAGAAGCGUGCUUUGCCACUCCCUGGUCAAGUGGAUUUCAUCAGUGGAGGACCUCCAUGCCAAGGGUUUUCUGGUAUGAACAGGUUCCAGGAUGGCUAUUGGAGUCAAGUUCAGCGUGAAAUGAUACUAGCAUUCUUGUCCUUUGCUGAUUAUUUCCGGCCAAAGUAUUUUCUGCUGGAGAAUGUUAGGACCUUUGUGUCAUUCAAUGAAGGGCAGACAUUUAAACUUACUCUGGCUUCUCUUCUUGAAAUGGGUUACCAGGUGAGGUUUGGAGUGUUGGAGGCAGGUGCAUAUGGAGUUUCACAAUCUCGCAAAAGAGCUUUUAUUUGGGCAGCUGCACCAGAAGAAGUUCUACCAGAAUGGCCUCAGCCUAUGCAUGUCUUUGGUGGUCCAGAGUUGAAUAUCAAAUUAUCCAAAAAAUCACACUAUGCUGCUGUCCCUAGUACUAGAUAUGGUGCACCUUUCCGGUCAGUCACUGUUGAAGACACUAUUAGAGAUCUUCCACCUAUAGAAAAUGGAGAAUCCAAUACCAACAGAGAGUAUGGAGCUGAUCCAGUCUCUUGGUUCCAAAAGAAGAUAAGAGGAAACAUGAUUGUUCUCACUGAUCAUAUAUGCAAAGAGAUGGAUGAAAAAAACCUCAUCCGUUGUAAGAAGAUACCAAAGAAACCAGGUGCUGAUUGGCGUGCCCUCAAAAAUAGAAAGAUUAAGUUAGCAAAUGGGAAGAUAGUAGAUAUGAUUCCAGCUUUUCUGCGCAAGAAAGCUAAGAAGUGGAAAGGACAGUUUGGGAGAGUAGACUGGGAAGGCAACUUUGCAACUUCCAUCACUGAUCCUCAACCAAUGGGUAUGGUUGGAAUGUGCUUCCAUCCUGAACAAGACAGGAUUCUUUCUGUCCGUGAAUGUGCACGAUCUCAGGGGUUUCCGGAUAGCUAUGAGUUCGUAGGGAGAGUAGUAGACAAGCAUAAGCAGAUUGGGAAUGCAGUGCCUCCACCACUGGCCUUUGCUCUUGGUCGUACGCUCAAAGAAGCCGUGCUUCUCAAGAAACCUCUUCAACAGUAA
Messenger RNA from Eruca vesicaria subsp. sativa (arugula), 2808 nucleotides. The record is from the annotation of a GenBank genome assembly. Lineage: Eukaryota; Viridiplantae; Streptophyta; Magnoliopsida; Brassicales; Brassicaceae.